GGAGCAGAACUGGAAAGCUGUGAUGUUAAUACCAUGUUGCUGGUACAUUUCUUUGGAAAAGAAGGAAAGGAAAAACUUCGCUAUUCUGAGUUUUUCAGAUUCAUGGAAAAUCUGCAAACAGAAGUCCAAGAAAUGGAAUUCAUAAAGUUUUCAAAGGGUUUGAAUGUCAUGAGAAAAGAAGACUUCGCAGAAUGGUUACUGUACUUCACCGAUGAGGAAAACAAUGAAAUUUACUGGCAGAAUGUGAAGGACAGAAUUGAGGCAGGAGAGAAUAUCAGUUUGGAAGAAUUCAAGACUUUUUGCAAGUUUACAAACAACCUGGAAGACUUUUCUAUUGCCAUGCAGAUGUUUACUGUAGCCAAUCGUCCUGUUAAACGGGCUGAGUUCAAGAGAGCAGUGAAGGUGGCAACAGGACAGGAGCUCUCAGAUAAUGUUUUGGAUACCAUCUUCAAGAUAUUUGAUCUGGAUGGAGAUGACUGCCUCAGCCACAGCGAGUUUCUUGGAGUCCUGAGGAACCGAAUUCAUCGAGGCUUGAGGGUACCACAACAGCAAGGCAUUCAAGGUUACUGGAAGUGUGUGAAAAGAGAAAGCAUUAAAGGAGCCAAAGAAGUGUGGAAGCAAACUGGGAAAAGUCCUUUUUAA
Messenger RNA from Balearica regulorum gibbericeps (East African grey crowned-crane), 642 nucleotides. The record is from RefSeq and is a predicted model, not a curated record. Lineage: Eukaryota; Metazoa; Chordata; Aves; Gruiformes; Gruidae.